AUAUCCAUCCUUACAAGCCAUGUCUACUGAAGUUGAAGAGGCAUCUGCAUCUGGCCCAAGCAUUCAUGCGGGCGGCGACAUCGUCCAAAAGCUUGAACAAGCGAAGCAGCUGAAGGACAAAGGCGAUGCCGCGUUCCAGCAGGGAGAAACGAAAGCAGCCCUUGCUUCGUAUCACACUUGCCUCUUCUAUCUGAGUGGUCUGGACAAGAAUGCGCUCCAAAAGGCUCUCGGGAAGCCUGUGCCUGCGCCGCCACCGAUCGAGGCGGUAGACCAGGCUGCGCAGGAGAAGCCCAAGACCGAGGUCGAUGAGCUUCAAGAGAAGAUCUACUCGAACAUGUCCCAGUGUCAUAUAAAGAACGGCAAUUGGAAGCGUGCUCUCGAGACCGCUGAUAAGGCCCUUACGUACAACCCCAAGAACCGCAAAGCCCUGUUCCGCAAGGCCAAGGCUCUGGGCGAGACGGGCUGGUUCGAGAAGGCGGAUGCGAUCCUCGAGGAACUGAUCAAGGACGCUGUGUCACCCGAGAAGGAAGCUUGUGUGGCGGAACUGAACAGGCUGCGCGAGAUGGACAAGGAGCGGAGCCAGAAGCACGACCAGAAGAUGAAAGGCUUUCUGAAGAAGGGCCAACUGAGCUUGGCCAAGGAGGAUUAAAGUGUAGGAAGGUCCACAGACUACUUGGUGCAUUUCUCUCUCUCCUCUCGCGGUGUACGAUGCUUUCCAUUGCUCGAUCGAUAUGCAGUGUACAAUGUUGUUCGUCUGUUUCCCAUGUUGUGUUCUACCCUAUCUCCAAUCGAUCCACGAGUUUCGCGUUCC
Molecule: messenger RNA, 811 nt
Organism: Trametes versicolor FP-101664 SS1
Lineage: Eukaryota; Fungi; Basidiomycota; Agaricomycetes; Polyporales; Polyporaceae
Exons: 8
Coding region: 20-649 (209 amino acids)
Molecular function (GO): protein binding
Source: RefSeq, a predicted model, not a curated record